This is a messenger RNA of Micromonas commoda, 1002 nucleotides long. RefSeq lists its product with no specific name. The record is from RefSeq and is a predicted model, not a curated record. Bases 1 to 1002 code for a protein of 333 amino acids. NCBI's taxonomy places the organism in Eukaryota, Viridiplantae, Chlorophyta, Mamiellophyceae, Mamiellales, Mamiellaceae. The transcript has a single exon. Gene Ontology annotation, molecular function: protein binding.
AUGAGUGGAGACUCGUUGGAGCGGAGGGUGGCGGGAAUCUCGAAGGAGAGGCGUGAAGCCAUCAUCGUUCGCUCGGGCGCAAGGGCGGUGGAAGAAGCCAAGCGGUUGAGCGGAGGGGAUCCGCAAGAAUUCGAUGGCGGCUCGAAUUGGGGGUUCGCCCGAACCACGCUGAAUAUCGCGACGUCCGCUCGGGCCCAUCAGAACGCCCAUGAUGCGCCCGGGCCGAGUCAGGAGAACUCGGAGCGUCGUGAUCCGCUCCAUACCGCGCGUGAAUCUUUCGUAUCGGUGCUCGGCAGGGAUGAUGACUUUCACUCGCCGUAUUCUUACGCGGCUAUGCGGGAUGCGUACGGGGUGAUGGACGGUUGGUCAGUGGUGGAGGGCGGCAACCUGAGGACACCGGAUCACGAGGCCAGGUCGCGCGCGUUCGUGGACGAGGUUAAGGCUGUGGUGAGGGCAUCUUGGGCGGAGGAGAGCGUGCGCCGCGGGGUCGACUUCGCCAAACGCGGCGACUACACCACGGCCAUCAAGUGCUAUGAGCAAGCGCUCGAGCUCGACCCCCGGAACGCGGUGGCCUUCGUGGCAAAGGGUGCAGCGCUGGCGAACCAGGGGAAGUUCAAAGACGCGGCGAUGGACCUGGAGAAGGCCCUGAAGAUCAACCCGCAGGUCGAAAACGCGCAGAAGUACCUGGACGACAUCAAGAUGAAACAUCCCGAGGCGCUGAAGGGACCUCCGUCCAUCGGAUAUGGUGCAGGCAGACAAGUUCCACCGCCGCGGCCGUCAGAGGCGGGUCGGAGUGCUCCCAUUAACCCGACGCACCCGGAUCAGAGACGCGCGGUGUCCCCGUCCAGUGAGUACAAAGCCGCCCUUCAGCGGGAGCUUGCGGCAGCUGUGGAGGAGAAGAAGAGGAAGAAGAGAGAACGCAGCAAAAGCAAAAGCAAACGCCGCAAGCGCAAAACACUCAAGAAGCGCUCCUCGAGCUCUUCGGGGUCUGAUAGCGACUAG